Messenger RNA from Sarcophilus harrisii (Tasmanian devil), 2961 nucleotides. RefSeq names its product piggyBac transposable element derived 5 (gene PGBD5). Gene Ontology annotation, biological process: non-replicative DNA transposition. The record is from RefSeq and is a predicted model, not a curated record. The coding region runs from base 49 to 1809 and encodes 586 amino acids. Gene Ontology annotation, cellular component: nucleus. Gene Ontology annotation, molecular function: transposase activity. NCBI's taxonomy places the organism in Eukaryota, Metazoa, Chordata, Mammalia, Dasyuromorphia, Dasyuridae. The transcript has 7 exons.
GUGUUUUGGGGGGCGGGGGGGCAGGGGAGAGAGUGGGGUGCAGCGAAGAUGAUGGCGGAGUGCGGCGGCGGGGGUGGCGGCGGCGGCGGCGUUGGGGGCCCGAGGAAGAAGGCGCUCUCCUUGCUGGAAGCGGCCCGCUCCCGCUACGAGAGCCUGCAGAUCUCGGACGACGUGUUCGGCGAGUCGGGCCAGGACAGUAGCGGGAACCCCUUCUACAGCACCUCGGCCGACUCACGCUCCUCCUCCGCCGCCUCUUCAGAAGACGAGGACGACCCCACCACCUCCUCCAUCUCCUGCUCCUCGGCCGCCUCCGCCCCGCCGCCGCAGCCCCUGGCCCGGGAGGUAGAGGCUGCACCCGAGGGGCCCGUUCGCGGGGGAGGUGUCUGCUGCUUUCAGGGAGGAGGAGGGCGCUGCGUUCCGAGGGUAGAAGAGGCGACUUGUGGGCAGCGGCAACUGCAAUCGCAUCAGCUCCCCGGGCCCAUGGAUGAGGAGGAUGAGGAAGAGCGUGGAGGCUGGACCCAGACUUUGCGAGACAUCCCUCCCCCUCGCUUCGAGGAUACCAGCGGACCAACUCGAAAGAUGCCCCCCAGUGCCAGUGCCAUGGACUUCUUCCAGCUCUUUGUCCCCGACAAUGUUCUUAAAAACAUGGUGGUGCAGACAAAUAUGUACGCCAAGAAGUAUCAAGAGAGGUUUGGGAGUGAUGGGGCCUGGGCAGAGGUGACCCUGACGGAGAUGAAGACUUUCCUCGGUUACAUGAUCUCCACAAGCAUCUACCAUUGUGAGUCUGUUCUCAGCAUCUGGAGCAGUGGCUUCUACAGUAACAAAAGCAUAGCCCUCGUCAUGAGCCAGUCCCGCUUCGAGAAGAUUCUCAAGUACUUCCAUGUGGUGGCUUUUCGUUCCAGCCAGACAACACAUGGUCUUUACAAGAUCCAGCCCUUCCUAGAUUCCCUCCAGUAUGGCUUUGACUCUGCUUUUAGGCCUUCCCAAACUCAGGUACUACAUGAACCCCUGAUUGAUGAGGACCCAGUGUUCAUCGCUACAUGCACAGAGAGGGAGCUGCGCAAGAGAAAAAAGAGGAAAUUUAGUCUUUGGGUCAGGCAGUGUUCCUCCACAGGCUUCAUCAGUCAGAUUUAUGUGCACCUGAAGGAAGGCGGAGGUGCAGAUGGACUGGAUACUCUAAAGAAUAAGCCCCAACUCCACAGCAUGGUGGCCAAGAGCCUUUGUCGGAAUGCAGCAGGCAAAAACUACAUCAUCUUCACAGGACCCAGCAUCACCAGCUUGCCCCUGUUCGAAGAGUUUGAGAAACAAGAAAUUUACUGCUGUGGACUGCUGAGUUCCCGAAAAAGUGACUGCACUGGCCUACCUCUGUCUAUGCUGAAUAAUUCGGAUGUCCCCCAGGUUCGAGGGCAGUACCGAAUAAAGGUGAAAGGAAAUAUGUCUCUGAUCUGCUGGUACAACAAAGGGCCCUUCCGCUUCCUGACAAAUGCCUAUUCACCAGUUCAACAAGGAGUGAUCAUCAAGAGGAAAAGUGGAGAGAUCCCUUGUCCUUUGGCUGUGGAAGCUUUUGCUGCUCACCUUAGCUAUAUCUGCAAAUAUGAUGACAAAUACAGCAAGUAUUUCAUUUCUCAUAAACCAAACAAGACCUGGCAACAGGUAUUCUGGUUUGCCAUCAGCAUUGCGAUCAAUAAUGCCUACAUCCUGUAUAAAAUGUCAGAGGCCUACCAUGUGAAGAGGUACAGUCGGGCACAGUUUGGGGAAAGACUGGUAAAGGAGUUGUUGGGCUUGGAAGACACCUCGCCUUCCCAUUGACGCAUCUUUCUCGUGCCUCGAGGCUGGGUAAGGGACCCACAUCAGGGGAGAGGGCAUCGGAAUUGGAAGAAGAGAAUCUGCGGCUGUGGAUGUCCAAUCGGGGACCUGGUGAUGCUCACUCCCUUGUUGGGAAAGUGAUACUGCGAGGUCUUUGUAGGGAUGGAAACAGAGACUUGAUCAAGAGGAGGAGCUGGGUAUCUAGGGCUCCCACUCAGAGAGCGUCCCAUCCCUCCCCACCAAGAAGCCGCCCCCCAGCUGCCUUGUGAGUGCUCUGCCAGUCCUUCGUGUGCCAGACCUGGGUUUUUUAGGUUGCUAGCCAUUAAUACUGUCAAUUGUACCUGUUCAGUAGGGUGUAAGGCUCCUUAUGACACCCUCUUGAAUUGAAUGAGUGAGCUCAGGCUCCAGCCAUGGGGACUCCCACCAAUACUAAGUGCUGCCAGUUGUGAGAUGUCACCACAUUUCAUUAGAAAAUGGGGAGGAAAUGAGACUGUGACAUCUUUUGACAUCAUGGCGUGUCAACUGAUGAGGGUGAAACCCGCAAAAAAUAGGGUGUUUUUUUCUUAAAAACUGGUUAGAUCUGAAUGGAAGACCCUUUGGUUUUUUCCCAAUUUAUCCAGGUACUGCUUAACCUGGACAUUUAGGAAGUGUCUAAAGGAGGAAAAAGAAGGAAAAAAAAUUGAAUGGGUUACCAUUGAGAUAAAAAAUGAUGGAAUGCACAGCAGAUGGAAAUGGUUUGCAUAGUCUAAAUAAUAAAUGAGGUGUUACUGAUGACUUUGGCUUCUUUGCCUCAUAUGAAGGGGAAAAGGGAGAACACACCGAUUUAACUAGAAGUGGAGUAUAACCACUGUAUUUUUUCUCUUAUUUUAAAAUGUAUCUUUGGCUUUUUCUAUGUGUUGCUUAAGAUCUGGCAUAAUGGGUGAUGUUUCCCUCUGUUUCUUUUCCUCUCCCUCAGCCCCCCUCCUCUGUUCUGCAUCUUGGGCACGUAAUAAACAACUUUGUGACUGUACCCAGCACAGGAAAGAACAGUUCACUUUGAGAAGAAACAUAUUGCACUUGCCAAGUACCGUAGGAAUGCCUUUUAGAAUUUAAGCUUGGUCACUACUAUUGUCAUUUGGAAAAAAAAAAUCACAUUUAAAUAUAGAUCUAUAUAUA